Molecule: messenger RNA, 954 nt
Organism: Cladocopium goreaui
Lineage: Eukaryota; Dinophyceae; Suessiales; Symbiodiniaceae
Source: the annotation of a GenBank genome assembly
AUGGUCUCCAGUGAAGAGUGGCGAUUCACCAAACACGCCUGGAUUGCCACGCUCUUCGCGGUGGUGACCGGCUAUGCCGAUGUGGUGAGUCUGGUCCGAUACCAAGCAUUUGCCAGCAUUCUCACGGGGAACGCGAUUUGGCUGGGAAGAGUGGCCGUAGAUCCAAAGUCGAAUGACCAACACACUGGUUGGUACUACGUGGCCAUUUGCGCCUCCUUCUCCCUGGGUUCCUUCCUCCACCGUAUCUGCGAGUUGCGCUGGCCCAACCGUGGCGGGAGCAUUGCAGCCGUUCCGCUGGCGCUGUUGAUGCUGCUCACGGAAAUGGUCUACAUGUUGACGGAGCGUCAUUUGGAGAUCAGCAGUUUCCACGAGAGCUACCUGCGCUGGACUGUGGUGCUUGUGGCGCCCCUCUUUGGCAUCGUUGCUGCUGCGUGCAGCAACGGGCGCAUGGGCACCCAUACCACCAUGGUCACGGGCCACAUCUUGACGCUCACACAGAUCGCAGGCAAUCUGGUGAUGGCCAGGUUGGGCUAUGACCCCAUGAAGCUCAAUGUGGACAAAAGGAAAUCCGUGAUGAGCAUCAUGGUGAUCGCGGGUACCAUCGCCGGUGCUUGCCUGGGAUCCUAUGCUUUGGUGAAGGUGGAGGUGCACCACGUGUUGCUCUUCCCGGUGCCUCUGCUGAUCUAUGCCCUGCUGUGGCUACACGAUCACUUGGCGAAGCCCAGAUCGCUCAUCAAGCGGGUGCAAAAGAAAUGGCGGGAGCGGCAGCACUCGGAAGUCUCUGAAGACAUCUCUGUCACCUCCCAGGAUGCAGUUCCAUCCAUGGAAUCUUCCGACGACGAAGAUGAGAUUUGUUCUCGUCGCUUUCAAGACGGGAUUGCCUUGCUGGAAGGUACAUUGAAGUGCGACAGCAAAUUGCUGAAUGCCUUGGGAUAUGCCUUCUGCCAGAUGGAG